GCUCACUCGGGGGUUACAGCCAGCGUCCAGUAAACAGAUAGAUUUCACCUCUAACACUGUCCUGCUAGUUAAACGUGCACAGUGUUUAUAUAACCGGACAUCAUGUUACAAAUGAAAAAUCGCUUCAAAUAUUGUUCUCUCGCAAUCGCCGCCAGUCGGCUGCUGUCAGGAGCGGUGAGGAGUCCACUGGUCUUCCUGGACAUUGCGGCUGAUGGCGAGUUUAUUGGGAGAAUUCUAAUAGAACUUAAUGCAGAUGUGGUUCCCAAAACAGCUGAGAACUUCAGAGCUCUGUGUACCGGAGAGCAUGGCUUUGGAUAUAAGGGUUCCAUUUUCCACCGAAUCAUUCCUGAGUUCAUGUGUCAGGGUGGAGAUUUCACAAAUCACAAUGGCACUGGUGGGAAAUCAAUUUACGGAAAGAAAUUCAAAGAUGAGAAUUUCAAGUUGAAACACACUGGACCAGGUGUGCUGUCAAUGGCGAACUCUGGGCCGAACACCAACGGAUCUCAGUUUUUCAUCUGCACCGCCAAAACAGAAUGGCUUGAUGGCAAACAUGUUGUGUUUGGUGAAGUGAAAGAGGGCAUGGAGACUGUCAGGGUAAUGGAGUCGUACGGUUUGCAUGAUGGAGGAACACUUAAGAAGAUUGUCAUCACAGACUGUGGGGAACUUAAAUAAUACACGACUUUACACUGUACAGAGCUGACAACUGACUGUUCUUAUGUAAAUGAUUCAUCUCCUGCCAAAAGGUAAAUGAUUUGACUUCAUAGCCAAUACUGCAUUUGGAUCUAAUUCUUUAUGAUUAAAGGGAUGUGAUGUUUUAUAUCUUCGUAAUUUUAAUCAAAAUGACCCACUUUUAUGUGUGUGUGUGUGUUUGGGUUGUUUCAGUGCCUUAUGCUUGCUAUGUAAGCCCUUACUGCACUGCAUGCUGAAUCUUAACAUGUAAAAUCAAUCAUACACGGUUUUUGUAUGGAAAAUGCAAAUGCAUGUAGUUUGUGUAAGUCCACAGAAUAAACUGAGCUGCACAAGAAACCUAUAGU
Messenger RNA from Hemibagrus wyckioides, 1034 nucleotides. It is a transcript of the gene ppifa, whose product is annotated as peptidylprolyl isomerase Fa. The transcript has 6 exons. Bases 103 to 672 code for a protein of 189 amino acids. The record is from RefSeq and is a predicted model, not a curated record. Gene Ontology annotation, biological process: protein folding; protein peptidyl-prolyl isomerization. Gene Ontology annotation, molecular function: peptidyl-prolyl cis-trans isomerase activity. Lineage: Eukaryota; Metazoa; Chordata; Actinopteri; Siluriformes; Bagridae.